AAUGUUUACGAUCAAGUCAUCUGGGAUGUUCACUGAUUACUUCAAUAUGUUUAAAAAAAUUUAAACGGAAAUGCCGCAAACUGAUCGAUAUCCAUCAUGGGUGGGUUUAGUGUACAUUUUCAAUCUGAUCGUUGGCACCGGAGCCCUAACUUUACCAGCCGCAUUCGCCGGAGCCGGUUGGUUAUUCAGCACUCUGAUGAUGCUCUUUCUGGCCUUCAUCAGCUUCGUCACCGUCACGUUCGUCAUCGAAUGCAUGGCCUGCGCGAACGCCACUUUGGCCAAGGCCAGAAACGGUUCCGAUGAAUUCUACGAGAGUUCCGUGCGACCGGUCGAUUCCGAUUCGGACGUGGAAUCGGAGCACGGCAACGAAGAGACGGCCAUCUUGCGAACGCCCCGCCGGAAUUCCCCGUACAAGUUGGACAAAAAAGUGGAAUUGGGCGAGAUGGCCGGUCUCUAUUUGAACAAAUUCGGACACACGUUGUUCUUCUCGUCGCUGUGCGUUUACCUGUACGGCGAUCUGGCCAUUUACGCGGCCGCUUCGGGCAAAACGCUGGUGAAUUUGGCGUGUCGCGAAAGCAACGAAACCGAGAAUUACAGUACGGCUUGUUUCGGGGGCUCCGGCUUCACCAAAAUCGACAUGUACAGGAUAUUCGUGACGCUAUUCGCCGUAUCCGUCGGUCCGUUCGCUUAUUUCAACUUACAAAAAACCAAGUAUCUGCAAUUGUUCACCGUUUGCAUCAGAUGGCUGGCCUUUUUCGUCAUGGUAACGCUGGCCGGUAUCAGAUUAAUGGAGCUCGGUCCGCAAGGUCAUCCGGCCACCGUGAAUUUGAAAGAAGUACCCGCGUUGGCGGGCAGUACCGUGUACAGUUUCAUGUGCCACCAUUCUCUCCCCGGCCUACUUUCGCCUAUAUCGGAUAAGAGUCGAAUCGUUCGAAAAGUCAGUUACGAUUUCUUCGCGAUAUUCUCCUUCUAUCUGUUAUUGGCUUUGACCGGUUCGUUCGCCUUCGCCCGACUGAACGAUCUCUAUUCGUUGAAUUUCAUCGACGCGAACGAUUCGAACGGUUUCACGAAGGCGAUCGGUUUCUUCCUGGCGGCGUUUCCGCUGUUUCCGAUGUCCACCAGCUUCCCCAUCAUCGCCAUCACGUUGCAGAACAACCUGAGGCAUCUGACGAUGGCGAACGGACGACGGAACGUCUCGUUCGAUCGAUUGGUGUUUCCGACGGUGGCCGUCGCGCCGCCCUUCGUGGUCGCUUUGUGUACGCACAACAUCAAGUAUUUGGUCGAGGUGACCGGCACUUACGCGGGAGUGGUCGUGCAGUACGUGGUGCCCGCUAUAUUGGUGAAUUACGCGCGGAAACGGUGCGUUAGAGACUUUGGUGGUUGCCCGAACGAGUUUUCCAGUCCGUUUAAACACCGCUUUUGGUAUUGGUUCGUCGUUUGUUGGUCGGUUUUGUGCGUGAUAUUCGUCACUGUUGAUUUUGCUUUGAAUAAGUAAUGUCUGGUGGAGUAUAUUGACGAUAUUUCGGAGAGAAUGCGACUAAUUCUAUUCGUUUAGUUGGGUAUUUGAGUACAAUCGGGCAAGAUUAUAGCAGAAGUUUGCUUUAAAGUCGCUUUUCGAUUGAGUAUUUCGAAAAAAACAUAGCGUUAGAAAAAAACUGCAGUAUUAAGUCGAUUACCUAUUAAAUUUAAUAACAGUAAUAAGUGGUAUAAUAAAGUCUAAUAUAUUUUUUUAUUUAAUAUUUUCGUGAUCUCUUAGUCAAUUGAAUGUUUAUAUUCCUGACUGCUAUAUUAA
This is a messenger RNA of Phyllotreta striolata, 1792 nucleotides long. NCBI's taxonomy places the organism in Eukaryota, Metazoa, Arthropoda, Insecta, Coleoptera, Chrysomelidae. The record is from the annotation of a GenBank genome assembly.